GCUGCAUCGAUCCCAUCCAUAAUUCACUUUACUUUUAUAUUCCAUGAGUUUUGUUUUUAUUCAAAAUAGUACAUGCAAACUGAGGGUGACGAUAACAUAACCAAAUCACCCAUUCCCUUUAUAAAUACCCCUUCACUUCGUGAUCCUUUAAGAUCAAACCUCAUAAACUAUCGAAAGAUGUCCGCAACGCGGUUAUCAAACAGCGGUAGUGGCGGCGGGAGCAGGUGGUGUCCGACACCCGAGCAAGUGAUGUUGUUAGAGGGAAUGUAUAGAGGAGGCUUGAAAACACCAACGGCAUCACAAAUACAACAAAUAACAGCAAGGCUCUCUCUUUAUGGCAAAAUUCAAGGAAAAAAUGUGUUUUAUUGGUUUCAAAAUCAUAAAGCGCGAGAUCGACAGAAAGUUCGAAAGAAACUCUUGGCUAUGUAUCAACACCAGCGUCUUUUAACUUCUUACAACUCACCUUGUUAUCAUCCCUUUCCCAUUCAGGAUGGUGCUGUAGUUGAAGAUAAUAUAUCAAGCAGCAAAAAAAACAUGGUCAACGAAUGGAAUGUAGAUGAUCAGACCAGUUGCAAGAAGGUCAUGUGUGAUUGCUCAUUCAUGACAGUGAUGAUGAUGGAGAGUACAAGUCCAUAUUGCACAAGAGUACCACCCAAAACCCUACAACUCUUUCCAACCACACCAGCACAAACUCUAAACCCUAGUCAACCUAAGUGAAAUGGACAAGACUGAACCUUUGACAUUAGGGUUAGAUUUUCGAGAAGAUUAUUAGGGCAUCAAAUAAUAUUAAUUCCUAGUAGGUUGUUUGUUCUUGUAAUGAGUUGUAAAUUGUGUAAUAAAGAUUGUACCUUGGUGUAGGUAAUGUGUUGUGACUUGUGGGUUUCUGUUAUGUCACUAGACGUUUGCGUGACAGUGGUAGUACUAUAUAAAGAAAAAUGAAAGAUCUGAAUUGCCAUA
Helianthus annuus (common sunflower) is the source of this 957-nucleotide messenger RNA. RefSeq names its product WUSCHEL-related homeobox 3. NCBI's taxonomy places the organism in Eukaryota, Viridiplantae, Streptophyta, Magnoliopsida, Asterales, Asteraceae. Bases 73 to 717 code for a protein of 214 amino acids. Gene Ontology annotation, biological process: plant organ development. The transcript has 2 exons. Gene Ontology annotation, molecular function: DNA binding; DNA-binding transcription factor activity. The record is from RefSeq and is a predicted model, not a curated record.